UCAAGCAGCUUGUAGCUAGCUCCUUCAUUUCUCUUCCAUUCUCCUCUCUUUCCAAAGUACUAGCUCAGAACCCAGAAAGGAAGCAGAAAGCUUUAGCAUUUUCAGUUGCUAAAGCCGGCCAUGGAGAAAAUCAAUGAUCAAGUAGCUGGAGGUGAACAUCGGAAGGCCGGGGUUUUUGAACGUGCUUGGUCAUGGGUUAAGGCCUUGCCGGUAAAGUUCAAAAACAAGGUUACCAAAGUUGCAAAUAACACUAUCAAGCUAGGAAAAGAUGACCCGAGAAGAGUCAUUCACUCCCUGAAAGUGGCUAUGGCUCUCACAUUGGUAUCCUUAGUGUAUUAUUGGAGAGCCCUUUAUGAUGGUCUUGGGGUUGUAGGAAUGUGGGCGGUUCUAACAGUGGUAGUAGUGUUUGAAUUCACUGCAGGUGCAACACUCAGCAAGGGUUUGAACAGAAGCUUUGCAACAUUACUUGCCGGUGCUCUAGGAAUUGGAGCAAAACACUUGGCUAGUCUUUUCGGAGAGCAAGGAGAACCCAUCAUAUUAGGUGUCCUUGUCUUCCUACUAGCUGCAGCAUCUACAUUUUCGAGGUUCUUCCCAAAGAUCAAAGCGAGAUACGAUUAUGGGGUGUUGAUAUUCAUACUCACAUUUAGUCUGGUAGCUGUAUCGGGCUAUCGGGUUGAGGAGCUCUUGGAGAUGGCCGAUCAAAGACUAUAUACAAUCUUACUAGGUGGAGGAACCUGCAUAAUCAUAGCAAUUUUCGUAUGUCCAGUAUGGGCUGGUGAAGAUUUACAUAAUCUCAUAGCAUCCAACAUAGACAAGCUUGCAAACUACCUUGAAGGAAUUGGAGGAUGUGAAUAUUUUCAACUACCCAAGGAUGGAAAGUCUACCAAGGUCACAAAAGAUGAGGGAUAUAAAAGUGCCCUCAACACAAAAGCCACUGAAGAAACCUGGGCAAAUUUUGCAAGAUGGGAACCCGGACAUGGACGCUUCAAAUUUCGUCAUCCAUGGAAGCAAUAUUUGAAGGUUGGAGCCCUUGUCAGACAAUGUGCUUAUCAGAUUGAAACUCUAAAUGGCCACAUCCACUCAGAUGUACAGGUGCCACAAGAAUUUAUACAAAUAAUCGGAGCCUCAUGCAUAACGAUGAGUACCGAGUCAGGCAAGGCCCUAAAAGCUGUAGGAACAGCAAUUAAAACCAUGAAGAAUCCAAAAUCUGCCUGUCAGCAUUUGGAAAACUCUAAAAAUGCAGUAGAAGAACUUCGCAUUGCACUGAAAGCUGCAUCACUGGAAGAUGCGGACAUCCUUGCAAUCAUACCAGCUGCCACAAUUGCUACAAUAUUAGUUGAGAUUGUCGCGUGUGUUGAGAAAAUUUCCAUGUCAGUUUAUGAGCUUUCUCAAUUAGCUGAUUUCAGAGACGUAUCGCCAGAGAUUAAGCCACAACUACUUCACAAAGGAAUCAUAAACCCUGUACUGCUGGAUGAUGGUGAUGAUAGUUCCCAUGUCGUAAUUACAGUAGAUCAUGAAAUGAACACGGGAUCUCAAGAAAAUGAUAAAAAUUCUCACCAGGCCCCACCAGAAGGUCCAAACGCAAGCGAUCAAAGAAGUGCCAAUAUCUGUCACUCUUAGAAGUGAUUUGGUGGAGAUCAAUUGAAUACUCAACUAGUGUACUUUAUCUAAUUGAGUAUAAUUGCCAAUUCU
Messenger RNA from Argentina anserina (silverweed cinquefoil), 1692 nucleotides. RefSeq names its product aluminum-activated malate transporter 8. Gene Ontology annotation, cellular component: plant-type vacuole membrane. The coding region runs from base 121 to 1620 and encodes 499 amino acids. Gene Ontology annotation, biological process: malate transport. The transcript is spliced from 6 exons. The record is from RefSeq and is a predicted model, not a curated record. NCBI's taxonomy places the organism in Eukaryota, Viridiplantae, Streptophyta, Magnoliopsida, Rosales, Rosaceae.